UUUAGCAAAGAGUAAAUCAAUAUAAUUUGUUUAGGCUUUUGUUUGUGCAAGUUCGAUAAUGUAUAAUUUGUAGAUGUAGAUUUUUUAAUGCUAAUAAAAAAUCGAGUUGAAACACAGUUAUCGUGUGGUUAAUGCACGCAAAACUGAUGAACUUGGGCUAAGAAAAUAAACCUCAAAAUGUUUUUAGAGUUGGUUCGAAUUGAUGGAAAAUAUCAUUGCAAAAUUCAAAUUCGUCCGGGUGAGCAUGUUAUCGGACGUGAUCGAUUACUGGUGUGUGGUGAUAAAAGAAUGGCACAUGACCAUAUGAAGUUGAAUGUCAAUGAUGAUUCAUUAACUAUAACAGCGUUGCACAAAAACCCUUGUUUUUAUAAAGAGGGUAUAAAAGAGACUCAGAUAUUGGAACAGAACAAUACAGUAACUUUACAUAAUGGAGAUAGUUUUGGUUUGCUACCAGGUACAUUUUGGUAUAAAGUUGUAUUUUGUUCAGUACUUGACACUUCCAACAAUUGUGAGUGUGAGCAAAACACCGAAGAAUUUUGUGUAGAAAACAAUAAUAGAACUACUUCUUCUGAAACAAACAGUGAUGAAACAAACACAUGUGAUUUUAAUUCAGAUCAAGGGUUUGAUACUGAAACAAGUAAUAUUCAAUCUUCAAGUUUAAUAGCACCAGAAAGUAAUGAUCUAACACAAGGAUUAAAUACUGACCCUACAAUGCAAAGUGCAUCAGAUAAGAGCGGUGAAUCAAGUGCUAUCAGUCCAAAGAAACAAGAACCAGAAUUACAAAAUGAUCCAAAUUUACAAAAUGAUGCAAACGUACCAACUGGGCCAAAUCUACGAAAUGAUCCAAGUAUACCAAAUGAUCCAGCAGUAUCACCAAAUAUUGUCAAUUCAAAUAAAAGGAGUCACAGUCAAGAUAAUAUUGAUGUGAAAAAAAUCAAGAUUGAGCCAGUCGAAGUCAAAACUGAAAGAUCUGAUGAUAUAUCUGGGCCGAGCUUAAAUCGAGACCAAGGGACACAAACAGCAAAUGGUGUAAAUGCGGCGACCUCCACUAACAAUCCUCCACUAAGGCGUGAACGGUGCAUGUACGGCGCUAACUGUUACAGAAAAAACCCCGCCCACCAUUCUGAAUUCAGCCACCCGCGCGACGCGGACUGGGGCCCUGGCGAACGCGGCGUGUGCCCAUACGGCGACGCGUGCGUCAAGACUGACCCGCGCCACUGGCGGGACCACGAGCACCCGCCCGGGAAGCUGCCGCCGCCGCCACCAGGUGUGCAAGUCGUCCACAGGCACGGCAACGUUUUCUACAUUAACGCUCAGUCCGUUUACUUCUAUGACGAUCACUUCCGAGUGGAGGACACGGACGGAGGCAGUGGCGAUUUCAAUUACGAGAACUAACGGGAGGAGGGGUCAUAUUUUUUUUUUAUAAAAUUGCUGGCUCCUAGCCCUUUGGAAAUCUUAAUAACAAGGUCAUUAAGAUUUCCAAAAGGCUAGGACCAUUAGAAUUUGGAAUUCUUAAUUCCUUGUUAUUACACUCCAAAUGUAUCUCCAAAAGUAGACAAUAUAGAUCAGGGGUCACCAAAUGGCGGACCGCCGGCCUCAUCCGGACCGCCAAGCCAAUGUGUGCGGACCGAAAAAAUAUAUCCCCCGCAGUAUACAUUUCGAUCUCGACUUAUUGAUGAACAUUGUCAGGAUUUAAUGUCAAUAGCUUGCACUAAUUUGAGACAUAAUUAUCAACAAAAAAUGUCACUUUUCUCAUUGAUAUAAGUAAAUAAAUACCUUUAUAAUUUCCGUAGUUACCUUUGUUUAAUAACUAUUUUUUUGUUAUAAAAUCUGUGAACGCGAAGGUCAUUUUAUUUCUUAAAAUAAGCCGACCCCGAGCGAAACUGUGACCCCUGAUAUAGUGUGUGGUGACCCCUGAUAUAGAUUAUCUACUUUGGUGAUUGGACUAAAAUAUGGCGUAGGUAAAGCCCCCGCGUAAUGUAAGUUAAUGUAUCCAUUGUAUUUUGAAGUGAUAUUGUAAUUUUCAACUUUAUUUCCUCUUGCCUUUGUUAACAUCUGUAAUGUGUCAUUUUAUAAAACGUGUAUGAUUAAACUACUCUAGUCACUAGAUGCAAGGCAUCCAUUUUUAAUUUCCACUGCCUUGCUUGAGUAUUUAUUAUCUUUACUUAUAAUUAAAAAAAAUAUAUAUUUAUUUUUAUCUUAAGCUUGUUUAAAAUACUGAACGUUAUGUGUCAUGAUAAACUCACAGCACAUGCAUGAGGAAAGCCAUGUACUGACGCCUGUGAAAUAUAAUCCUAGGUUCUUAACUUGAAAGACAAGAUACAGAACCUUUUCUUCUCAUUCAUGUAGGUACAGUUGUGUAAACUUUUACUAUAUAGCUUAACCUGAUCUAAUUAGUAAUAUAGGAAAAAAUAAGAUUUUUUUUAUAUUGACUUAACUUAGUAUAAUAUGUUUGGCUUUGAUUGAUUGUAGCUUGGUGUAGUGUCAUUGUGUGUGAAACUAACUUAAAUUAUGAUAUAGAAUUAUGUAUUUAAAUUAUUCGCAACGGAACGGUUAUUUUAUCCAUAUAUUUAUUAACGGCUUUCCCACACAUAAACGCGUUUGUUUGUGUUUGUGUUGUCAUAAAAUACAUGAUACAUCUAAAGUCAAAUUGUUUUGCAGAAUUUAAUAACUACAUAUUAUGAAACGGUCGCUUUGUCUACUCCAAGUUAGUUUAAAAGAUAUAUGGUGUACUAGAGAUAUCGAAAUAAACGCAUUUAUCUUUCUUUCUAUAUGUGUCUUUCUAUGUGUGUGUUUCUAUGUGUGUCUAAUUUAAAAUGUGUUAAACUGUAUUCUUAAAAUAUUAGUAGCUUUUGUCAGUAAUAAAAACUUUAAAAUAUA
This is a messenger RNA of Bicyclus anynana (squinting bush brown), 2880 nucleotides long. Its product is annotated as aprataxin and PNK-like factor. The record is from RefSeq and is a predicted model, not a curated record. Gene Ontology annotation, molecular function: protein binding; 3'-5' exonuclease activity; DNA-(apurinic or apyrimidinic site) endonuclease activity. The coding region runs from base 178 to 1395 and encodes 405 amino acids. The transcript is spliced from 7 exons. NCBI's taxonomy places the organism in Eukaryota, Metazoa, Arthropoda, Insecta, Lepidoptera, Nymphalidae. Gene Ontology annotation, biological process: double-strand break repair. Gene Ontology annotation, cellular component: site of double-strand break; nucleus.